Maniola jurtina (meadow brown) is the source of this 1631-nucleotide messenger RNA. Its product is annotated as CLIP domain-containing serine protease 2-like. Gene Ontology annotation, molecular function: serine-type endopeptidase activity. The record is from RefSeq and is a predicted model, not a curated record. The transcript is spliced from 7 exons. Lineage: Eukaryota; Metazoa; Arthropoda; Insecta; Lepidoptera; Nymphalidae. Gene Ontology annotation, biological process: proteolysis. Bases 161 to 1372 code for a protein of 403 amino acids.
UAAAAUUAUCUUCGUCAGUACCCAAACUACAUCUCAUCCUCGCAAGAGCACUUUCUGGCUUAAAUAAAGAAUUAUAAUUGUAUUAAUUUUAUUAUAUUAUACUAUAGGUGAAAUUUUCACUUAAUAAAUUACUAAAAUAUUUAAUUUAUUUUUUUAAAUAAUGUUUAAUAAUAUGUUGAAAGUUUUAUUUUGUGUGCUAGUGCUAUUGGAUAGUGGAAAUUAUUUGACUUUUGCACGACUUUGUUUCGACUGCGUCUCAAUUACAUCGUGUCAGUCAGGGCUACAUGUCGCUGCAUUAAUUGCACAGAAUUUACUACCACUUGAAAGCAGACAAACAUUUUUUAAUGCCAUUUGUGGUACCGAUGCAUAUGACCCUAAUAUACCAAAGGUGUGCUGCUCUGACUUCCCUAGAGCAGAUGCACGUUUCAAUUUAAAUGACUUGAUAGGCAUAACCACUGAAAUAGCGUCCAAGGAAGAGAUCGAAGUAGCAACCAAAAUACCGACUGAAGAGUUCGGAAUACAUCGAAAUUUAAGGCUGCUGCCAACGUACGGCGACGGUAACAAUGCGUGCGGCGAAAUCGACGGCAGCCGCAUAUUCGGCGGCAAGGUCUCCAAGCUGUAUGAGUUCCCAUGGAUGACGCUCAUUGCUUUUAGAGAAAGGGAAGGGCAGAGGUUCUCUUGCGGAGGGAGUAUUAUAAACUCUCGAUACAUUUUAACAGCUGCCCAUUGUGUCAUCACUGGUGGUGUAUUGAAGAAUAAUAUCGGUAACGUGCGCAUUGGAGAUUUUGAUUAUAGUACGGCCGUCGACUGCCAAGGAGAUUAUCAAAAUCAGAUUUGCGAGACUAUGUUUCAGGAUGUAGAUAUAGCUGAAGUUAUACCCCAUGAGGAUUUCACUGGACGUGCACCAAUGCAGGCUGAUAUUGCGCUCCUCCGCCUCAACGAACCUAUUAAUUUUCGCAAUAACGUCGCUCCAAUAUGCCUGCCAGUGUACAGCGCGCUCCGUAGCAAUGAUCUCAGCGGCAAGAACGCGACAGUAGCUGGCUGGGGUGCUACGGAAACUGAUAAUAAGUCUACUAAAUUAUUGAAGGUUGACGUCCCGAUCCUGACGGACGAUGUCUGCGGUUCAUAUUAUAGACGGUAUGAUGAAAACAUGAUAAAAAACUCAUUUUGCGCCGGUGAGCUGAUGAAGGACUCCUGCGGAGGUGAUUCUGGAGGCCCCCUAAUGAUGGAAAGUGAAUUCGGUAAAUCAAUACGAUUGGUUCAAUUCGGCAUCGUUUCGUUUGGGCCCACUCAAUGUGGCUCAAAGUUUCCAGGAGUUUAUACUGACGUGAGGAAGUACAUGGACUGGAUAUUAGAUAACAUACGGGAAUAAAUUAUAUCGAAAACGUGAAAACGUGUACGCGAUUAUUUCUUAAUAUUAGUAAAAUGUAUUCGUCAGCUAGAAACUGAUAUUAAAACUACGUGGCCUAGUAAAUAAAAUGAUGUAAAAAUUCUUUAAAUAUUUGUAUACUGUUGUUUGCUUAUAAUAAUUUGUGUAUUUGUAGUCGUUUGUAAUAUGAUUGUUAUAUAAUGUUUUAAUUAUAUUCCAAUUUUGUGAUUUCAACGUUUUAUCGUAUCAAAAUAAAAAUUCA